AACACCACGUCUUACUAGGUUUUUAGCAUUCAGAGAGGAAACAAAUUUUCUUCCUUUAGGGUUAGGGUUUCUUGAUCUUCUUCUGUUUGAUCCCUAAUAUUUGAGCUGAGAUAUGUCUCGUUGUUUUCCGUUUCCGCCUCCGUCGUACGCGGACAAAGGGGCGUACUGGGAGGCCUUGAAUAAGCUCCGGAAAGAAAAGGAUGAAGCAAAGAUAGAGUGGAGGAAAGAGAAGAAUUUGAAGAAGUUAAGGAAAGAGGAGAAAAUUAAGGAGGAAAGGACACCGAGAUAUGUCACCGAUGUCAAAGUGAGGAAACUCGAGGAUGGAAAGAUUAAAGCUGGCUCAACUGCCAAGUUUCCUUUAAAGAGAGUUGAUGACGAAUCUGAUCAAUUGGAAAAGAGCGAUCUCUCUGAAGAACACGGGCAGCCAACCUUUUCAGGAAGCAUUUGCCACUUGUCUGAUUGCUGCACCCAAAGCAGCAAGAAGACGAAUAGGCAGGAGUCCUCAUUCAAUGGCAGCGAAAGCGAAAGAGUAACUUUUCGCAUUAGGUUGCCAUUGAGGAAGCACAUAGAGCCAGAUUCUUCAUUGAGCGAACAGGACAAGAAUGGCCAUUCCACAGGGUCUGCAACUUGCGCUCAAGAGGGGACGGUCUUGGGUAAUGCACAGAUGAAUGUAGAACUUGCGCAACUCAAACCUUCAUGGCACCCGGCGUUGCCAUUCUCAGGACAAGAGAGAACUGACACCAGAAGAUCCAAAGAAACCAGUUCUCAUAUAAAUGAGAUUUGGCGUGCUGAAUCAGCCUACAAAACAUUGACUGAGAAUUGGGUGCCUGACCCUCCUAUGCAUCAGUUGUGGCAAAAUGAUUUUGAUGACGAGGAUUGUUUCUUGGCUUCAAGAAAGAAGCAAGAGUCUAAAAGACACAAAACCAACAUUGAAGUAUCAUGUUCGAGGAGCUCCGGUUUGUGGCCGCAAGCGGAGUACUUAUUGGAAGUCGGCAUAUGUGCAUUGCCUUAUGUAGUCCCGUUUUGAUUUUUUUUUUUUUAAUUCUUUUUUUCAAUUCAUUUGUUCUCCACUCACCCAUUAGAUAUUAUAGUAACGAAGUUGUACAUAUUCUACCAUGAGCAGUCGAGCUCUUUUUGUGUACCACUUGGUCGUUCUUUCCGGUGAAAGUUUUGUAAUUUGUACAGAAAUUGGUUAGGAGUUGCUUAUGAUGAUUAAUUAUGUAAAUUAAAAGUUGGGACUUUCUUUUGGUAGGCUUCUCUACCAAUAGAAUUGGUUUCU
Molecule: messenger RNA, 1279 nt
Organism: Morus notabilis
Lineage: Eukaryota; Viridiplantae; Streptophyta; Magnoliopsida; Rosales; Moraceae
Exons: 3
Coding region: 113-1027 (304 amino acids)
Source: RefSeq, a predicted model, not a curated record